This is a messenger RNA of Enterobius vermicularis (human pinworm), 1167 nucleotides long. Lineage: Eukaryota; Metazoa; Nematoda; Chromadorea; Rhabditida; Oxyuridae. The record is from the annotation of a GenBank genome assembly.
GAAAUUCCACCGAAUGAGAAAAUUGGCUUUUACUUAACCUGUGCUCGUUAUGAAAGAAUAUUUCAUACAUCUAUAUCGGGGCCGGAAGCGGAGGAGAUUUUGAGGCAUGAUGGUAAAAUUGGUUCAUAUUUGGUUAGAGAAAGCCUCUCAUCUCCUGGCACAUUUGUAAUAUCAGUACGUUCUACAGACGACAAAAUCUCUCAUAUCAAGUUAUUUUUUGAUGUAAGAGUUGUUCUUUACAGAAAUGCUGUAUCGGGAUUCUCUGAUGAAUUUGAGAAGCUUCAAAGUCACCCAUCGCAGUUUGAAUCGGUUCGGUGUUUUGCUGGUAAAAGUGAAGAAAAUAUAAACAAAAAUCGUUAUAAAAACAUUGUUGCAAACGAUCGAACACGGGUUUAUUUAGAAGGUGAUCCGCCGCCUGGUCACACAGAUUACAUUAAUGCUAAUUACAUUAAGAAGACGCUGCAAACGUUUUUUCGUUAUCAUUGUCUCUUAAAGGUGUAUAUCUGCACACAGGGAUGUCUCCCAAAUACUGUGGAUGAUUUUUGGGAAAUGGUUUGGCAGCAGAAUUCACGGAUAAUUGUAAUGAUAACUAAAGAGGUUGAAAAAAAUAAGGUUAGGUUGUACAUAAAUUUCACUUUACCGUUAUUUUGUUUAAGAGAAGAAUAUUUUUUUCAAACGUUUUUUGCCUUUAGAAUAAGUGUUGUCGUUAUUGGCCUGGAGGAGCAGAAAAGAGACUUUGUUUUUAGGACUUUUGAAAUGAAAGACACGGAAGCUGAAUGCAGUCGGACCAUAUAUCAGUUCCAGUAUAUGACGUGGCCUGAUCACGGGUGUCCAAACAACCCUCUAGAUUUAAUAAAUUUUCGAAAUGAGGUCAGGAACUGUGAGUUCGAAUGCAGACAAGGAGAGCCUUGGGGACCGUGGGUCGUGCAUUGCAGCGCAGGAAUUGGGCGUGGUGGAGUCUUUUUGGUCAUCGAUAUUAUGACUGAUCACAUCGAAGUUGAUCCGUCUCUGUGCUAUGUAAAUAUAUUCCGCACCGUUUUGAUGUUAAGGGACCAAAGAGCGGGGAUAAUUCAGUCGGAUCUUCAGUACCGUUUCAUUUACCAGGCUCUGGACACUUACCUAUCAAAAUUUCAUCACGGUUUUUCGGUAUUACCGUAUACAAGUUAA